CGCGCCCGGGUUGCUUGCUGCCUCCGCGCCCUUUACGUAACGAUGCCCGAGCCCGUGAGCUGAUGGCCGCGCUCGUCUGGUGGCUGGCGGCCUGCUGCCUCGUACGCGCCGUCGCCGCCGGCAACCCCGACGCCAAACGCCUCUACGAUGACCUCCUGUCCAACUACAACAAACUAGUGCGCCCCGUUGUCAACACAACCGACGUCCUUCGCGUCUGCAUCAAGCUAAAGCUUAGCCAGCUCAUCGAUGUCAACUUGAAGAAUCAAAUAAUGACAACAAAUCUUUGGGUGGAACAGUCCUGGUAUGACUACAAGCUUCGCUGGGAGCCGAAAGAGUACGGUGGCGUGCACAUGUUGCAUGUUCCCUCAGACCACAUCUGGAGGCCUGAUAUCGUUUUAUAUAACAAUGCCGACGGCAACUUCGAGGUAACGUUGGCGACCAAGGCGACCAUCUAUCACCAAGGGCUGGUCGAAUGGAAACCGCCCGCGAUUUACAAGUCUUCCUGCGAAAUAGAUGUGGAAUAUUUUCCUUUCGACGAGCAAACGUGCGUUCUUAAGUUCGGUAGCUGGACUUACGACGGAUUUAAGGUGGACCUCAGACACAUGGAUGAGCAGGCAGGCAGUAACGUGGUGUCAGUCGGGGUGGACCUGUCGGAGUUUUACAUGUCCGUAGAAUGGGAUAUCUUAGAAGUGCCUGCUGUAAGAAACGAGAAAUUCUACACGUGCUGCGAUGAGCCGUACUUGGACAUCACAUUCAAUAUAACAAUGCGGCGGAAAACGCUGUUUUACACAGUCAACAUCAUCAUCCCCUGCAUGGGAAUCUCUUUUCUAACUGUCCUCACAUUCUACUUGCCUUCAGAUAGCGGCGAAAAGGUAACGCUUUCGAUUUCAAUCUUGAUCAGUCUGCACGUGUUCUUCCUGCUGGUAGUGGAGAUUAUUCCUCCGACGUCGCUCGUAGUGCCUCUACUUGGAAAAUAUCUCAUUUUUGCAAUGAUAUUGGUAUCAAUAAGUAUAUGCGUUACGGUAGUCGUGCUAAACGUACAUUUCCGGUCUCCACAAACUCAUCGGAUGGCACCAUGGGUUAAGAGAGUCUUCAUUCACAUUUUGCCAAGACUACUUUUCAUGAAACGACCGCAGUAUAAAUUCGACACAACAAGGUCGCGCUUCACGACUUGUGGUGUGGUGGUACGCUGCGGAGGUGCUGCGCGGCCGCUGUACCCGUAUCGGCUAGCCGCAGCCGAUGAUGACUGCUGCGCGCCCGGGGCUUGGCCGCCGCCCGCCGUACCCAGCCGCCCACUCACGCGCACGCCCAGCAAAGAAGACCUCACGAACACCACUUAUGUGCAGUCUGGGUUGGGUGACAGUAAUCGUUUUGGGGGCAGCUGUGUGGUGCACGGGUCGAGCGAAGGCGGUGCGAUCCCCGUACCCGAGGAAGAGGCUCUGAGUCCUGUUCCGGAACCACCGCCAGGCUUCAGCCAUUCCUCCUGCCCACCUGAAGUUCACAGGACAUGUUUUUGUGUGCGCUUCAUUGCUGAGCAUACGCGAAUGCUCGAAGACUCAACUAAGGUAAAAGAAGAUUGGAAAUAUGUCGCAAUGGUGCUAGAUCGUUUAUUUUUAUGGAUAUUCACGCUAGCCGUCCUAGUCGGAACGGCUGGCAUUAUUCUACAGGCGCCCACGCUCUACGAUGACAGAGUACCGAUAGAUAAGGCCUUCAAUCAAAUCGCCACCUCAACCCUAGUUCGGUGUCCACCGCCCUCAUAAUGGGGUAUAAAGCUUGGCGAAAUUCGAGCCGUAUCAAUAAACGAAAAUCACCCAUAAUCGUUUUUGUAAGCAUAUUUUAUAACAAUCAUUUAUUCACCAUAAAAUUAUUAUUACUUGACAAAACAGGGCGCAUUCACUGUGUAGGGUCUUCUAAAGUUUAUGCUUUCUUAGACGGCCUAUUGGUGCUGCGAGAAGCCAUCCUGCUUUCUGAGUCCAAGGC
This is a messenger RNA of Pararge aegeria (speckled wood butterfly), 1980 nucleotides long. RefSeq names its product acetylcholine receptor subunit alpha-like (gene nAChRa4). NCBI's taxonomy places the organism in Eukaryota, Metazoa, Arthropoda, Insecta, Lepidoptera, Nymphalidae. Gene Ontology annotation, cellular component: neuron projection; synapse; postsynaptic membrane. Gene Ontology annotation, molecular function: acetylcholine-gated monoatomic cation-selective channel activity; transmembrane signaling receptor activity. The transcript is spliced from 10 exons. The record is from RefSeq and is a predicted model, not a curated record. The coding region runs from base 63 to 1760 and encodes 565 amino acids. Gene Ontology annotation, biological process: signal transduction; chemical synaptic transmission; nervous system process.